AUAUGUUUCCUUGUCUUUUCUUGCUUCACAGCUGCUGCUAUCACCUAGCAUGGAUGACAUGGAGAAAUGGCCAGAGGUAGAGAAAGCCGCGGCAGAGAAGAGGCGAGAGCUGGUCCUCCAGGGUCCUGGUGUGGACCAGAGGAUCUCCUCUGAUGGCGGACUCACCCGGUCCGUCUACUCCCUCACCCUGCUGAACUACCUGGAGAUUAGCCAGUGCCCAAGUCUGACAGAGAUCCACGAGGACAUCCAGCAUCUAACCCACCUCCAGAGCCUCAUCAUGUGCAGGAACAAACUCUCCUCCAUCCCGGAUGUGAUCGGCAGGCUCGGGUCCCUGAAGGUCCUGGACCUGUCCGUCAACAACCUGAGGGUUUUACCGCAGGGCAUCGUCCAGUUAAGAGAGCUCAACACCCUGAACGUGAGCUGUAACAGUCUGGAGGUCCUGCCCGAGGGUCUGAGCCAGUGUACCAAGCUCUCUACCAUCAACAUCUCCAGAAACCACAUCACCGGUUUCCCCGCUGACCUGUACUCCGAGCGGCUGGACCUCCUCAGCAGCCUGGUGGCCUCCGACAACUGCAUCCAGGAGCUAAGUGCAGAUAUUCACAAGCUAUCUGCUCUGAAGGUGCUGGAUCUCUCUGGGAACCAGCUGACAGAGAUCCCCCCUGACCUGAGCGACUGUCCUAAGCUGAAGGAGAUCAACUUUAAAGGCAACAAGCUGAAUGACAAGCGUCUGGAGAAGAUGGUGAACGGCUGCCAGACCAAGUCCAUCCUGGAGUACCUGAGAGGAAGAGGACGAGGGAGACAGGGGGAGGAUGGAGGUGAUGGAGAUGGUGGACGAAACGCAGACAAGAAGAAGAGGCAGCAGCAGAGGAAGAAGAAGGAGAAGGUGGCGGACGGACAGGACGAGGUGGAGGAACUGAACAAGAUGGUGGUGAGGGUCCUCCAUGUUUCAGACGCUCCCACGGCGCUGACGGUCAGAGUUACCGCCGAGGUGAAGGAUGUCCGACCAUACCUGGUGUGCUGCGUGGUCAGGGGCAUGAACCUAAAGUCUGGGAAUUCUCUCAAACGCUUCCUCAUGGCGCAGACGAAGCUUCAUGAUGAUCUUUGUGGUAAAAGGACCACGGCGACCAUCGCAACUCACGAUGUGCAGCUUCUCAAAGGUCCACUGACGUAUGACGUCAAACCACCGACACAGCUAAAGAUUGUUCCUCUGGGUCGGAAGGAGAUGACGGCGGUGGAGCUGAUCAGACACCUUCACCUCGAGGCUGAAGAACUGAGGAAGCAGAAGAAAAGGCAGAACGUCACCGGCCUCCACAAAUACCUGCAGCUUUUACAAGGAAAACCUCUGUAUCCCUGCCUCAUUGAUGGAGAGGGUCAUGUGAUCUCAUUCCCACCCAUCACCAACAGUGAGAAAACCAAGAUCAAGAAGACGACCAAAGAGUUGCUCCUGGAGGUGACGAGUGCCACCAGCCUACAGACCUGUAAAGACGUCAUGGAUGCUCUGAUCGUGAAAAUGGCAGAGUUGAACAAGUUCACAGCGGAGCAUCAGGAGGAGGCUGGGUCAGACGGGGAGGGGGACGGUCCAUCAGAGCCGGCGGUGACCAGCAGCGAGAUGUCCAGCGAACUCAUCAUCCAGCAGGUCCGAACCAUCGACCAAGACGGGAACCUGAAGGUCGUCUAUCCGUCAAAGACUGACCUCUCCAAAGACAUCAGCAACCUGACCGUGGUUUGGUAGUGAUGCUGUGGACGACCUGCCAUGUUUACACUCAGUCUCGUGCUAAAUGAAGUAAUUAACAGAUUCACACUGUAGGAUGUUUCAUCCUUUAACUUCAGGGAGCAGAGGAAACCUGAUCCUAAAGGACCAGAAUCCUGUAGUGGGUCUCCUGUUGAUGAAUUUACUUAACAGCUUUUUGAACGACAUGCAAUAAUACUUUAAUAAAUUCCUGAUCAUCAUGACACAUUGUAUGUCCAGAUAUCCUUAUUUUUGUAUUAUUUACAAACUGAAGACAAAAUUAAUUUUGUUCAAGUGACAUUGACUUUAACUUGGACUGAUCUCUGGCACUGGAAGAUUCUCUUUUUACCACCUUUAAAUAUUGGCAUUUUCCCUUUAAGCAGCAGAUAAUGUCUAAAAGAGGCUUAAUAAACUUUCCUUCUGUUUUCAUUCA
Lates calcarifer (barramundi perch) is the source of this 2162-nucleotide messenger RNA. RefSeq names its product leucine rich repeat containing 47 (gene lrrc47). The coding region runs from base 50 to 1732 and encodes 560 amino acids. Lineage: Eukaryota; Metazoa; Chordata; Actinopteri; Centropomidae. The transcript has 7 exons. The record is from RefSeq and is a predicted model, not a curated record. Gene Ontology annotation, molecular function: phenylalanine-tRNA ligase activity; RNA binding; protein binding. Gene Ontology annotation, biological process: phenylalanyl-tRNA aminoacylation.